GAGGGGGUUGAGAUCUCGCGAGAGCAGCAGCAGCAGCAGCAGCUCGAGGCGGCGGUAACAGGCAGGCACUAGGGGAGAGCAGCACCGUGUGACUGGCGGCCCUGGCUGGCCUGCGGGGCGGACAUUUUGUGGAAGACACGUGACCUGUGGACACGGAAAAUCAGCAGAGGAAAAAUGACGGUGUGCGCGAUGUUUGGAUGCAAGAACCGCAUGCACAAAGGGUGCGGGAAGCACUUCUUCAGGUUUCCCAUGAAGGACCCAGAACGGCUGGCCAAGUGGAUCGAAGCGGUUCAGCGUGACGAAUGGACACCGACUGUUCACAGCAAAGUCUGUAGCGACCACUUCACGGAGAAGGACUACAUGAUACGCCCAGGAGCAGCGUGUCCCUACCUCCGUAUGGAUGCCGUACCGGUGUCCCUUUAUCCUGUCCAACGGAGAAGGAAAACGAAGAAGAGGAAGUAUACAAGAAAAUCUGUAGGUGAAAUUCAGGUGACGAUUCAGAAUGACGGUCCCAAAGAUUCCAUUAUGAAUGACGGCCAUGAAAUGUUGAUGGAAGUGCAGGAUGCACAUAUGCAAGGGGUACUAGACCGAGCGCAGGAGGAGGUUGAACAAGGCAGGAAGCAGCUAGCGGAAGCGCAAAGCAGGAAGCAACAAGAAGAAGCACAAUGUGGGCAGCCGGGGGAGAAAGCACCGAGCAGGGAGCACGGGCAGGUAGCACUUAGUGAGAAGCAGGUGGAAGUAACACAGAAGGAAGGGGAAGUAGGGCAGAGUGAGCAGCAGGGUGAGGUAGUGACGAGCAAGAAGCAGGUGGAAGUAGAGCAGAGUGAGAAGCAGUGUGAGGUAGUGACAAGUAAGAAGCAGGUGGAACUAGAGCAGAGUCGGAAGCAGUGUGAGGUAGUACCAAACAAGAAGCAGGUGGAACUAGAGCAGAGUGAGAAGCAGUGUGAGGUAGUGCCAAGUAAGAAGCAGGUGGAAGAAGAGCAGAGUGAGAAGCAGUGUGAGGUAGUGCCAAGUAAGAAGCAGGUGGAAGAAGGCCAGAGUGAGAAGGAGUGUGAGUUAGUGCCAAGCGAGAAGCAGGUGGAACUAGAGCAGAGUGAGAAGCAGUGUGAGGUAGUGCCAAGCAAGAAUCAGGUGGAGGUAACACAGAAGGACAAGGAAGGGGAGGUAACGCAGACUGAAAUGCAGGUUGAGGUAACGCAGAGUGAAAUGCAGGUUGAGGUAGUGCAGAGGGAAAUGCAGGUUGAGGUAGUGCAGAGGGAAAAGCAAGGGGAGAUAUAUCUGAGCGAGAAGCAGAUGGUAGCAAAUACUGAGAAGCAAGGGGUGGCAGUGCAGAGCGAGAAGUCGGAGGUGGCAGUGCAGAGCGAGAAGUCGGAGGUGGCAGUGCAGAGCGAGAAGUCGGAGGUGGCAGUGCAGAGCGAGAAGUCGGAGGUGGCAGUGCAGAGCGAGAAGUUGGAGGUGGCAGUGCAGAGCGAGAAGUCGGAGGUGGCAGUGCAGAGCGAGAAGUCGGAGGUGGCAGUGCAGAGUGAGAAGUCGGAGGUGGCAGUGCAAAGCGAGAAGUCGGGGGUGGUGGCACAAAGCGAGAAACAGGGGGAGGCGGUGCCAAACGAGGAGCUGGGGGACGAAACUCAGAAUGAGCAGGCAGCAGAGAUGCAGGUUGAUGUGGAGGAUACGCAGAGCAGGAAGAACAUAGCAGGGAUCCAGACUGAGGUGGAGAAUGCAGAGACCGAGAACUCAAGCUCGCCAAGUGACAAAGGCGCAGAAUAUAUUCCAGUUGACCACGCGUAUUCGGCUCUCACUAGUGACAAGGAAAAUGAUAUUCCUGCUCCUUCCGGGAAUCCCAAAAUUGUUAAACUGAGGAAAAAAAUCAAAACUUUACAAAAACAAGUGCUGAGGCAGGGCGUCAAGAUAAAGAGCCUGAAACAAACCCUGGUUGAUUUACGGAGAAACAACAUGGUGGAGAAGGAUCCCGAGCGGGUGCUCUCGGAGCACUGCAGCGGCCUGGCACUGGCCUUGUUUACAAAUCAGCUGAAAAACGGACACAAAAGAUACAACGCCAUCCAGUACUGCAGCCUCAUGAAGGAGUUUGCCUUAAGACUGUAUUACGCCUCCCCAAAGGCCUAUAAAUUCUGCAGAUUGUUUCUCUGCCUGCCGCACCCUGUAUCAUUGAGACAUUGGAAGACAGCAAGCGAGGGGAACCCUCCUGAGCCAGUACAGACGGAACCUUUACAGGACGGACAGUUACAGGGGGAACCUUUACAGGACGGACAGUUACAGGGGGAACCUUUACAGGACGGACAGUUACAAGGGGAACCUUUACAGGACGGACAGUUACAAGGGGAACCUUUACAGGACGGACAGUUACAAGGGGAACCUUUACAAGAGGAACCAGUACAAGGGGAAUUUUUACAGGAGGGAUCUGUAUAGGAAAGAACGUUCAUCUUGGCUUCGUAUGUUAUCCCCCAUUAUAUAUAGAUAUUCUCCAUCGGGAAUUAAAACUCUGUCGUUCCACUUUGCUUUUAUUUUAAUUCCUUAAAACCUUUUCCUCUGUUGGUUGGACAAUGCAGCUCCUUUUGAGUUCUAUUACGGAGCCCCAAGGAUUGUUACUUGCAGCUCCUCUGUGAUCGGUGUGAUCCGGGCAGUGACUGCAGUCUACUUAGGCUCCGGACUGUUUUAUACACGCCACCUAUACACCGCUAAGGCCGAGCCAGUAUUUGGCGGUACACUGAGAACAGGCUCUAGCACGCAAAAAGACAACCGUAGUCUGCUGUAAGAAUGUGUUAUGUCUUUUCCAUUUCACUUUUGUCUUCACUUCUCAUCUUAAUAAAAACAGAAACAUUAAUUUA
Pseudophryne corroboree (corroboree frog) is the source of this 2843-nucleotide messenger RNA. Its product is annotated as bromodomain-containing protein DDB_G0280777-like. The record is from RefSeq and is a predicted model, not a curated record. The transcript has 3 exons. Bases 175 to 2424 code for a protein of 749 amino acids. Lineage: Eukaryota; Metazoa; Chordata; Amphibia; Anura; Myobatrachidae.